AUGAGCGCCAUCCGAUCAUCCUCAUCAGCUCUCCUCCUUCUCGGCGGUGUAGCAACACUCCCCGGGGCUGCCUCCGUCCGCAGUCACUUCCCACAACGCACAUCGGCAUCAGCUCCGCUUGACGCGGAGCUGGGCUACAUGCAACAGCCCCUCGGCCCCGCAAGCAGCCGGCCCACGGCAUCCGCGGCGCAAACCACCACCAAGCGCAGUGCCGCUCUGUCAACAACAUCUCUGGGUUGGCAGGGUCAGGCGUUAUGA
Colletotrichum gloeosporioides is the source of this 258-nucleotide messenger RNA. RefSeq lists its product as uncharacterized. Lineage: Eukaryota; Fungi; Ascomycota; Sordariomycetes; Glomerellales; Glomerellaceae. The transcript has a single exon. The coding region runs from base 1 to 258 and encodes 85 amino acids. The record is from RefSeq and is a predicted model, not a curated record.